Galleria mellonella (greater wax moth) is the source of this 1716-nucleotide messenger RNA. RefSeq names its product luciferin sulfotransferase-like. Bases 122 to 1183 code for a protein of 353 amino acids. The record is from RefSeq and is a predicted model, not a curated record. Gene Ontology annotation, cellular component: cytoplasm. Gene Ontology annotation, biological process: sulfation. The transcript has 8 exons. Lineage: Eukaryota; Metazoa; Arthropoda; Insecta; Lepidoptera; Pyralidae. Gene Ontology annotation, molecular function: sulfotransferase activity.
AAAUAUAUAAGAAAUCUAGGCGACUUUAGGCUACUUGUGAUUGAGUUUUUGGCUAAUUCCGGUCUAUUUUAUCUGGCAACAUUGGUCAUCACUGCAUUAUUAGUAAUCAGUACGAGUACCUAUGAAUAAAGACGUUUUGAUAAAGAUGGAAGCAGAGAAAAAAUAUCCGUUAGAAAUCAAAGAUGUGCCUCCAGAGGAACAGGCUGAGGUCCAUAAAUAUUUAACUAAUGCGAAACCUGAUUAUAUUCGUAUGGGCUCCACUGGCUACUUCUUUCCAGAUGGACUUAAAGAAAUUUGUAAUAAAAUAUACAAUAUGGAGGUGAGACCCAACGAUGUAUUCGUAGUCACCUUCCCAAAAUCUGGCACAACGUGGGUUCAAGAGCUAGUUUGGUUGAUAGGAAAUGAUUUGGAUUACAAAACUGCAUCGAACGUGCAGCUCUUUCAAAGAUUUCCUUUCUUAGAGUUUACAAUGGUUUUACGCAGUCCAAAAAUAAAUAAGUGGCUUGGAGAAAGAGUGGAAACAGAUCCUAAGUUGAGACCUUUUUACGAAAGUUUUACACGCAAUUCAAGAAGUGACGCUACAAUAUUCAAAGCACCUUCGCCUCGCUUCAUCAAGUCUCACCUGCCAUUCUCCCUACUGCCGCCCACAUUGCUGGACACUGCGAAAGUGGUGUACGUAGCAAGAGACCCAAGAGAUGCCGCUGUCUCCUAUUAUCACCAUUGCAGAAUGAUGUUGCUCCAUGGUUUUGGUGGUGAUUUUAGAGCAUUCUGGAAUCUGUUCAUUAACAAUAAAGUUGACUACACACCGUAUGAAGCACAUAUCAAAGAAGCUUGGGAGAAAAGACACCAUCCCAAUAUGCUGUUUCUGUUCUAUGAAGAACUGUCUAAGGAUUUGCCGGCGGCAGUGCGUCGUGUAUCGCAGUUCCUCAACAAGCCGGUAACGGAGGAGCAAGUUAUGCGACUCUGUGACCACUUGCACUUCGAUAACUUCAGAAAAAAUAUGUCGGUCAACAUGGAUAUAUUCAAACAUAUCGGCUUAAUAAACAAAGAUGACCAUUUCAUUAGGAAAGGCAAGGCGGGCGGAUGGCGAGACUACUUCGACGAGGAGAUGACGCAGCAGGCUGAGCGUUGGAUGAAGGAGAAACUGGGAGACACUGUACAGUUCCCAAUUUGUAAAAUUUAAUUCGAUUGUCAUAAUAUUUAUCAAAAUGAUUUCAAAAGCACAUCCAAUGUAAUAUGAGAAAAUCGAAAAUUACUUUUUACGAAAUAUUGUUUCAAAUGUAUCUAGUCUAAGUAAGAUGUUAAUUAUAUGUACAUUAUGUUAUAUUAAACUUGAACAAUUUUUAAAUUAAUCUACCAAUUACCUACUGCUCGUAUCAGAUUAGCGUCCCCUGGUGUCAAUAGUUUCUAGAUUGCUUUAAUUACACGUAAAGCUGUCUUCUAAUGAGUUUACUAAAAGAUGAUUUUAAGUGCCUUCCGAAGUGUUCCAAAAAUUAUAAGAUUUGUUUUGGGAUUCUUUUUAAUUUUUAUAUGUUUAUCUUUUUAAAUACAUAUUAUGAAGUAAUUCAUGUGUUUCAUAAAUUUAUUGUACUUUUUUAUAUAAAAUAUAUAGGCGUUUCUUAUAUGCCUAAUUGUCAUUAUUGAGUUUUUCCUUAGUUUGAUCAUACUUGCGGUUAAAAACAUGAAAGCAUUAUUAAAGUAAGUUUGUUUAUGAAA